UGCUCUUCCUGUUGGAGCCAUGGCAGAGAACUCCGACAAAGUCCCUAUCACCCUGGUGGGGCCAGACGACGUCGAGUUUUGCAGUCCCCCGGCGUACGCCACCGUGACCGUGAAGCCCUCCAGCCCCGCGCGGCUGCUCAAGGUCGGAGCCGUGGUCCUCAUUUCCGGGGCGGUGCUGCUGCUCUUCGGAGCCAUCGGGGCAUUCUACUUCUGGAAGGGUAGCGACAAUCACAUUUACAAUGUCCAUUACACCAUGAGUAUCAAUGGGAAAUUACAAGAUGGGUCAAUGGAAAUAGAUGCUGGGAACAACUUGGAGACCUUUAAAAUGGGAAGUGGAGCUGAAGAAGCAAUUGAAGUUAAUGAUUUCCAGAAUGGCAUCACGGGAAUCCGUUUUGCUGGAGGAGAAAAGUGCUACAUCAAAGCACAGGUAAAGGCUCGUGUUCCUGAGGUGGGCACCGUGACGAAGCAAAGCAUCUCUUCUGAGCUGGAAGGCAAGAUCAUGCCAGUUAAAUAUGAAGAGAAUUCUCUUAUCUGGGUGGCUGUCGACCAGCCUGUGAAGGAUAGCAGCUUCUUGAGUUCUAAAGUCCGUGAACUCUGUGACAACCUCCCCAUUUUCUGGCUUAAACCCGUGUAUCCAAAAGAAAUCCAGAGAGAAAGAAGGGAAGUGGUAAGAAACAUUGUUCCAACUACCACAAGAAGACCAUACAGUGGGCCGCUGCACAAUCCAGGCCCUGGAAGACCAAGUAACGAAACUAGACCCAGUGUUCAAGAGGAUACAGAACCCUUCAAUCCUGAUAACCCUUAUCACCAGCAGGAAGGGGAAAGCAUGACAUUUGACCCUAGACUGGAUCAUGAAGGAAUCUGCUGUAUAGAAUGUAGGCGGAGUUACACCCACUGCCAGAAGAUCUGCGAACCUCUGGGAGGCUACUAUCCAUGGCCUUAUAAUUAUCAAGGAUGCCGGUCAGCCUGCAGAGUUGUCAUGCCAUGUAGCUGGUGGGUGGCCCGCAUCUUGGGCAUGGUGUGAAAUCACUUCAUGUAUUUGGCACUGUCAAGUAAGAAUUAACUUGAGAGUUGACAACCAAAGAAAGUAUGCUGAUGCUGAGGGGCCACAAAGUAUUUUAUACUCAACCUGACCAAUGUCGUCCUA
Castor canadensis (American beaver) is the source of this 1147-nucleotide messenger RNA. RefSeq names its product chondromodulin (gene Cnmd). The record is from RefSeq and is a predicted model, not a curated record. Gene Ontology annotation, biological process: negative regulation of angiogenesis; negative regulation of endothelial cell proliferation. NCBI's taxonomy places the organism in Eukaryota, Metazoa, Chordata, Mammalia, Rodentia, Castoridae.